Messenger RNA from Pongo pygmaeus (Bornean orangutan), 5423 nucleotides. RefSeq names its product torsin 1A interacting protein 1 (gene TOR1AIP1). The transcript has 11 exons. Gene Ontology annotation, molecular function: ATPase activator activity. Gene Ontology annotation, biological process: nuclear membrane organization. Gene Ontology annotation, cellular component: nuclear membrane. The coding region runs from base 2754 to 4550 and encodes 598 amino acids. Lineage: Eukaryota; Metazoa; Chordata; Mammalia; Primates; Hominidae. The record is from RefSeq and is a predicted model, not a curated record.
CUGAAUUCCUCCAGAUUUCUCAAAUUCCCAAAGUAACUUUAAUAACGAGAGCUGAGGCCUCCAUUUUUAGUGGCCCAGUGCAUCCCUUAUAAUAUUGGCUAUGAGUCUACUGUCACUGUAAUGUCACCUCUUUUCAGCCACUCUUAUAGUCUCGAUAAUAGCUACAGCAGAGUAUCUAGUUUCAUAACAGUUUAGCUUUGCCUCAGAGCUGGUGAUGAAAGUUUCGUAUCUGUAAGGUUUCUAGGUGAAGGAGGCAGUCACAGUAGAGGUAGGUUUCCGUAUGAUUACAAGCUAGACGAGAGGGAAAAUCCUAUGCACAUAUAUAUAUAUAUGUGUGUGUGUGUGUUAGCAUUAAAGUUACCAUACCUCUAAUUUUACAGUAAGUGUCUCAUUAAUUUAGUUGAAAGGCCAUUCCUAAGCCUUUACAAGCAGGUUUAAUUACAAAAUAUGCAUAUUCUGAUUAUUCAAUAAUAUGUAGAACCUCUCCUCUGAUUGUUCAAUAUGCAGAAUCUCGUCUCUUUUUUAAUUUGUCCCUCAAACCUAAGUUUUACAAGCCUGUACCCAAGUUUUAUAAGCUAGUAGCCCAGUUUCUAUAUAGUCACCUGUCUUGGUAAAAUGUUUCAAGGAGGCUUUAAUGUUCAUAAUAUGAACUCAAUAUAUUACUAUAAAAUUUAUAUUUAAUAAUUAAAUCUAUUAAGGAACUUAUACUAUUGUGUUACUGAGUAAUGUAAUAGCCACUUUAAAAAGAAAGCCCUACUUAAAACAUAAAUAAAAGCCACGUAUUACCAUAUCAAUACUUUUGAGCAUUUUGUUGGAAGAGUAAAUCUAGCUAAUUUCCGAAAUAUACCAUCUAAUCCAGGCUGACAAGGGAGAGUAUCCUUUUCAUUUUUCCUUAAAAGACAAGAAGAAGAGAGAAUAGAAAGAAGUCUCUCUUUUGUUACUGUUCCUGCAGUUUUUAAAAGCUAUAUUGUAUAUAAAGCUACAGUAAACUAAGCUCCUAACAGGCCAAACCUUAUCUCACUCUAAAACUGUAAUUCGUCCUGCCUGUGGCCAAAUUUAUGGACAAUAUUAGUAAAAACAUAGUACACAGUCGGGCAGGGUGGCUCACGCCUGUAAUCCCAGCACUUUGGGAGGCCGAGGGGCGGAUCACGAGGUCAGGAAUUCGAGACCAUCCUGGCUAACACGGUGAAACCCUGUCUCUACUAAAAAUACAAAAAAAUUAGCCAGGCGUGGCGGCAUGCGCCUGUAGUCCCAGCUGCUGGGGAGGCUGAAGCAGGAGAAUGGCGUAAACCCGUGAGGCGGAGGUUGCAGUGAGCCGAGAUCGCGCCACUGGACUCCAGCCUGGGUGACAGAGCAAGACUCCGUCUCAAAAAAAAUAAAAUAAAAAUUAAAAUAAAAUAAAAAUAUAGUACACAUUACGACUUAAGUAGUUGAAAUUUGUGCCAAGUUUGAGCAACAAAUGAGUUGCUCAGAAACAUUUUAAGGUGAUUACUUGGAAUAAACAAACACCUUCAAACUUUUCAGAAUCGCUCAUUGUAACUGGUAUCCAAAUUACAAUUUUUUAAAUCUAUUCACUCCAAUCAUAUAAAGCCCUACAAGAAGUUGUAUAUUUGAAGGCAAUUUAAGCUUUCUUUCACUAAUUAUUCAGACUUUACACGAACUUAAUCGACCUUCUCUGAGUGUGUCUAAAUUUGGUUAGGUAUUUGCAGAUUAGCCACAUCUGUAAACAUGGUAUACGGAGGUGAAACAAAUAGAUUUUACCAUGCUUUCUUAUUCCAUAAAGUCCAUAAAGCAUUCUAAAUCAAAUGUGGAGUAUCACGUCACAUCCAGAAUAAAAGUAAAAAUAAUGGAUCACAACUUAAAAUUACAGUGCUGUCUUUAAUCAAAACACUUGUUCAUUUCUCACUGUGCACAAUGUAGCACUAACAUGGUCUUCCGAACAGUGCUGCUUGGUAUAAAACCGAGAAAUAUUAAAGACCAGGAAUAAGGUUAUGCGUCCUAUGGGUACAUUUCGGAAAAGAAAAUACAUCCAACGAGUAUGACUCUAGAUAGGAUUUUGUACACCCUCAACAAGUGACAAAACUUAAAACUAGGUAACCGCCCUCAUAAGGUACUCGAAACUAAAAUUUUUGCCACUAAAACAUGGCAUGUGCAAAAGUUCUCUCUCUGGCCAUCACUCCUGCUAAGGACACUGGGAAGGACAUGGUCAACGUAGCAGUCGAUCAAAAAGAUUCCAGGGAAACUGCGCAACAGCCUGGGGCCGAGAAGCGAAACUUGGUCUUCUCCACCCUCGUCUCACUCGUUUUCCCCGAGACUUGGUACUGGGAGAUAGGACGGGAGUCUCCUACACGCAGGCAACACUUGCCACGAGCGGCUAGACUUGGGACAGGCAAGUUGCCCUGCCACCCUUCUAUCGCCCCCACUCCUCCUUUACUUAAGGGCGAUGGCAAAGACGUCCUCCUCCCCCUUCUCCUCCUCUUUGGUGCCUCCAGCCAGGAGGCGGGAGCGAUCCACAGCAGCUGACCCAGCUCAGGCACUGCCUCUCUCACAGCCCUCAAGACACACCAUGGGCCCAGAGGCAGGUUUGCUACACAGCAGCGACGACGCAGGCGGCGGCCCCGGCGACUCGCAACUGCCUCCCUGACCACAGCGACCACCGCCUAACACCCCCGAGAAGCCAUCGCCACCACCGGCAGGAGAACCUAGGGUCCAUAAAGCCAUCUUCGCGAUCGACUAAAGCUACGUCAACAACUAUGGCGGGCGAGGGACGGCGGGCGGAGGCGGUGCGGGAAGGAUGGGGUGUGUACGUCACCCCCAGGGCCCCCAUCCGAGAGGGAAGGGGCCGGCUCGCCCCUCAAAAUGGCGGCAGCAGCGAUGCGCCUGCGUACAGAACUUCUCUGUCGCGCCAGGGCCGGCGGGAAGUGAGGUUCUCGGACGAGCCGCCAGAAGUGUACGGCGACUUCGAGCCCCUGGUGGACAAAGAAAGGUCCCCGGUGGGAAAACGAACCCGGCUAGAAGAGUUCCGGUCCGAUUCUGCGAAAGAGGAAGUGAGAGAAAGCGCGUACUACCUUCGGUCUAGGCAGCGGAGGCAGCCGCGACCCCAGGAAGCCGAGGAGAUGAAGACGCGAAGGACUACCCGCCUUCAGCAGCAGCACUCACAGCAGCCUCCGCUACAGCCGUCUCCCGUUAUGACCAGGAGAGGGCUGCGGGACUCACAUUCCUCUGAAGAGGAUGAACCAUCUUCCCCAACUGAUUUAAGCCAAACGAUCUCAAAGAAAACUGUCAGGAGCAUACAAGAGGCUCCAGCAGAGAGUGAAGAUCUUGUAAUCAGCUUACGUCGACCCCCUCUAAGAUACCCAAGAUCUGAAGCCACCAGUGUCCAACAGAAGGUCAAUUUCUCUGAAGAAGGAGAAACUGAAGAUGAUCAAGACAGCUCUCACAGCAGUGUCACUACUGUUAAGUCCAGAUCCAGGGAUUCUGAUGAAUCUGGAGAUAAAACCACCAGAUCAUCUAGUCAAUAUAUAGAAUCAUUUUGGCAGUCAUCACAAAGUCAAAACUUCACAGCUCAUGAUAAGCAACCUUCAGUGCUGAGCUCAGGAUAUCAAAAAACUCCCCAGGAAUGGGCCCCACAAACUGCAAGAAUGAGGACCAGGAUGCAAACAUCUUCACCAGGCAAGAGUUCAAUAUAUGGCAGUUUUUCAGAUGAUGACAGCAUUCUGAAAUCAGAGCUUGGAAACCAGUCACCAUCAACCUCCAGCCAACAGGUGACUGGACAACCCCAAAAUGCAUCUUUUGUCAAGAGGAACUGGUGGUGGCUACUUCCUCUGAUAGCUGCUCUUGCCUCUGGGAGUUUUUGGUUCUUUAGUACUCCUGAGGUAGAAACCACUGCUGUUCAAGAGUUCCAGAACCAGAUGAAUCAACUUAAGAAUAAGUACCAAGGUCAAGAUGAGAAGCUGUGGAAAAGGAGCCAAACAUUCCUGGAAAAACAUCUUAAUAGCUCCCAUCCUCGGUCUCAGCCUGCUAUCUUACUGCUCACUGCUGCCCGAGAUGCUGAAGAAGCACUUAGGUGUCUGAGUGAACAAAUUGCUGAUGCCUAUUCUUCUUUUCGUAGUGUCCGUGCCAUCCGGAUUGAUGGGACAGAUAAAGCUACUCAAGACAGUGAUACUGUCAAACUAGAGGUAGACCAAGAACUGAGCAAUGGAUUUAAGAAUGGCCAGAAUGCAGCUGUGGUACACCGCUUUGAGUCAUUUCCCGCAGGCUCUACUUUGAUCUUCUACAAAUAUUGUGACCAUGAAAACGCAGCCUUCAAAGAUGUAGCCUUAGUCCUGACUGUCUUAUUGGAGGAAGAGACACUUGGAACAAGUCUAGGCCUAAAGGAAGUUGAAGAAAAAGUAAGAGAUUUUCUUAAAGUCAAGUUCACCAAUUCUAACACACCCAACUCCUACAAUCAUAUGGACCCAGACAAACUGAAUGGCCUCUGGAGCCGUAUUUCUCACUUAGUUCUGCCUGUGCAACCUGAAAAUGCCCUGAAAAGGGGCAUCUGCUUAUAAGAAGUGAGAGAGAAGAAAAAUCAUGUCCCAAGUUGUGAGAAUUGUUCACACUUUCUAACCAGAGACAGAAUUCAGAGCUCUUUUUGAAAGAACUAGUUUCUUUUUAAAGGAAGUUAAGUUCUUACAUAAACAUGGAACAUAUAAAUCAUUCAUUCAACCUAUCUGUGAUAUGAGAGAAUCAUUUCAGUUUCCAUUGAGAGCUGUGUUAAAGGUAUCUUAGGAGUGCAGAUUAUAUGCAGUUCCUUAGAGAAUCUGUUUUGAUUCUGGGCUGAGUUAUUACAGUUAUGGUAUGACCAGUGAGAGGGAUUUGUCUCCUUUCUUAUGAACCUUCCUGAUUUUUUAACUUAGAUUUCUCACUAAGUUUCCUGAGUUAUUAGUAAGAUUGCUCCCUAAAUGUAACCAUGGAUUUUCCCAUUAUGUUCCCUUUUAUACCAUUUAGGUGUGAGUUCCUUAGCUUCUGCCUAUAGGAACGUAAGUAAUGAAAGGUCAUCUAGGUGUGUGUUUGGAAUUUUUUUCUUUUGUUUUUUGGAAGAUGGAAAGAACAAGGCAAGGAAGGAGAAAUUAAUGGGGAAGCUGAAGGAAGGAAAUGUUACAGUAAUCCACUGAGAUGUAGUUUAGUCAAACAUAGUUAUAUGAACUGUUAAUCUUGGUGGAUUCUGUUGGGAUUUGUUUUUUACAUCUCCUUUUUCCUUCCUUGAAGAAAAAUUCUUGGCCCUCCCAAGGAUUCUUCAUGUAUAUUGCAAAAUUUAAUAUAUUUGUUCACUUGAGUCUUAAGAGUAGGUCAGGCCAAGGCAGGUGGAUCACCUGAGGUCAGAAGUUCAAGACCAGCCUGGCCAACAUGGUGAAACCCCGUCUCUACUAAAAAUACAAAAA